CGUAUCGAACAUACUGAGCGGGCCAGGCCAGGUCAGGCCAGUGGAGUGACAGAGUUGCUUCGUGUGUGCACGUCCGAUUUCCAGGCCAAAGGCUCUCCGGGAAGGGCCCGAACCAAGGAGAGCAAAAGGCGAACAGAAACCCGAAUAAGAAGCAUCCCGCAGCAACAGCAGCAGCCGGAGCACCACAGACAUGGCGCCGAAAUCGAGAAAAAAGAAGGCAAACGCGCGUACGCUCCAGUGUUACUGCGAAGGCCACUGUCCCGGGAAUGUGCAGAAUGGGACGUGCGAAACGCGCCCGGGUGGUUCCUGCUUCGCGUCGGUCGAGGAGGUCCUGGAUGAGGAAACGAAACAGUGGGUGCCCGAGUGGAGCCACGGCUGUAUGUCGCCUGAGCAGGGCGGCGGACUACUGCAGUGCAAAGUUGGAACCAUGUCACCGCAGAUACACGGCAAGAGUAUCGUGUGUUGUGAUAGCGAAAACUUUUGUAACCGCGACCUGCUGCCGGAGUACAAUCCGCGCACGACGACGACGGAGCCCCCGCCACCGGUUGACCCGCACAGUAUGCCCAUGCUGGCCCUCAUCACCUCCAUCGUCUUCUGCUCGGUGCUGUUCGUGUGUCUGGUCACCUGCAUGUACUGCAUGUACCGAAGGCGCGAGAAGCGAAAGCCGGGCUACCUGAUGAACUCGCUCUACAACACGACCAACGGCCACCUGCCCAUCGCCGAUCUGGUGGAGCAAAGCAGCGGAAGCGGCUCCGGACUGCCGCUGCUGGUGCAGCGGACGAUCGCCAAGCAGAUCCAGAUGGUGCACUCGGUCGGGAAGGGGCGGUACGGUGAGGUGUGGCUGGCCAAGUGGCGCGACGAGCGGGUGGCCGUCAAGAUAUUCUUCACCACCGAGGAAGCGUCCUGGUUCCGGGAGACCGAAAUCUACCAGACGGUGCUGAUGCGUAACGAGAACAUUCUUGGCUUCAUUGCGGCCGACAUCAAGGGGACCGGCUCGUGGACGCAGAUGCUGCUGAUUACGGACUAUCACGAGCUCGGCUCACUGCACGAUUACCUGCAGAAACGCGUCCUCAAUCCGCACAUGCUGAAGGUGCUGGCGCUCUCGCUGUCGUCCGGCGUGGCCCAUCUGCACACCGAGAUCUUUGGCACACCGGGCAAACCGUCGAUCGCACACCGGGACAUCAAGAGCAAAAACAUUCUCGUCAAGCGCAACGGCCAGUGUGCGAUCGCGGACUUUGGGCUGGCGGUAAAGUAUUCGAGCGAAUCGGACGAAAUUCAGAUCGCCCCCAACCCGCGCGUCGGAACGCGGCGCUACAUGGCGCCGGAGGUGCUGAGCGAAACGCUCGACCUGAAGAUGUUCGAGGGCUUCAAAAUGGCCGACAUGUACUCGGUGGGCCUGGUGUUCUGGGAGAUGGCCCGGCGCUGCAUCACGACGGUGCGCAGUGCCAAGAACACUACGACCUGCGAGGACUACGCCCUCCCGUACCAGGACGUGGUGCCGUCCGAUCCGAGCUUCGAGGACAUGUACGCGGUCGUGUGCGUCAAGGGUGUCCGGCCACCGAUCCCGCAGCGCUGGCAGGACGAGGACAUUCUCGUAGUAUUAUCGAAGAUCAUGCAAGAGUGCUGGCACCCGAGCCCGGCCGUCCGGCUGACGGCACUGCGGGUAAAGAAGACGCUCGUCAAACUCGAGACAGAUUGUACGAUUAAGAUAGUGUAAGGAGGAGGAGGCCAGAUACGCCAACAAAAACGGCCGUCACUGCUCGAGCCACUUAAUCUGGGACCGGUGCGAUCCUUCCUUUCGAGUGGGAGUUGGAUGCAAACCACGCCUUAUUUAUUUGCCGUAACACUGCACCGGCGACCGCACCUGAUCGGAUCGGAGGAACCCGGACCGAUCCGUUUGUAAAUAGCGGUGCCACUGUUAGUUAGUGCCACAUCAUACUGUUUUCUAAGCUGCCCAUCCAUCCACAAGGGGGGAACCCCUGAAGCCGAUUCCCCAACCAAAGGGACACGCGGAUCGCGCGGAUCGUUGGGGUUGUGGGGUCUUUGUGCGUUUACUGUAUGCCAUAUGGAAGAAAAGUUAGUGAUAAGCGUUUAGAGCGUGUUAGAACUAGGAGGAAAGUGCGGCACACGUCGCCUUGAAACUGGCCGGCGUGCCGUUGUACUCUGGUGUAUGGCGUGCGUGUCGGUUUGUUUUAUGUUAAGCUCCGCCAUCCGACAUUCAGGUCGAUGGCGAUUUCAAGCGAUUCUAUUCUUCACGCGCGAGAACGCUUCGUUUUCGUUUAUUGUAAAAGGACGGCUGGUCGUGUCGCCGUAAGCUAGUUGAUAGAGCUAACAGAGGACCCCACAGGACACGGCAAGUCCCGCGCUACAAUUGUUAACACAAACAGGCACCUAGGCGAAAAGGAUGGCGCGCACAGUGGGGCGCCAACAGAGAGCGAGAGAUUUGGCAAUAUGAUUUGAAAGAUUUCAGUUCGCAUCACGGCGAGGCGAGAAGGCUUUUUGUUGUCGAGAUUCACAUUUAUGUACAUAUUAUGAACGCCACGUAAUCAUGAACCUUUGCUGCCCCUUGCGAGCCUCGGAGGGCGCUCUUCGUUUUGGUUAAGGGCCGCCGCGGGCAAGAGAGAGGUGUGUGUUCAGGGGCAUGUCAGGCGCAUUAGGAGUACAACACUAGAACUUAAUCAAGCAGCGUAGGACCGCUUAUAGUGAAACCUGUUUUUUCUGUAGGAUUGUAGGGCUAGCUUAGUGUUUCAUUUUCGGUGUUGACAGGCAAAACGGUAGACAAGUAGUGUAAUCUUCUUACUCUUACAGUGCUGCGUUUCAGUGUCUGUGUUGUACAUAGGUAGGAAGCAAAGUUGAGCAACUGAGCUGUUGCUGUUAAGAGCUUUUUUCCCUGCACUGUAGGUGCAGUCGAUGUUCUUCCCUGUUUUUUUUGUCUAAUGCGCGCGUAGAAAACUAGAAGAAAAGGUUCUCCAAAAGCCACGGAUUUAUUUUUAUAGCGUUUUGUAUUGGAAAAAAAAUGUGUUUGAAAGCGAGCAAAACUUACUGUACGACAGUUGUGAA
This is a messenger RNA of Anopheles bellator, 3060 nucleotides long. RefSeq names its product bone morphogenetic protein receptor type-1B (gene tkv). The record is from RefSeq and is a predicted model, not a curated record. The transcript has 3 exons. Gene Ontology annotation, molecular function: SMAD binding; ATP binding; transforming growth factor beta receptor activity, type I. Bases 191 to 1717 code for a protein of 508 amino acids. NCBI's taxonomy places the organism in Eukaryota, Metazoa, Arthropoda, Insecta, Diptera, Culicidae. Gene Ontology annotation, biological process: BMP signaling pathway; cellular response to growth factor stimulus; protein phosphorylation. Gene Ontology annotation, cellular component: plasma membrane; signaling receptor complex.